This is a messenger RNA of Penicillium malachiteum, 246 nucleotides long. RefSeq lists its product as uncharacterized. NCBI's taxonomy places the organism in Eukaryota, Fungi, Ascomycota, Eurotiomycetes, Eurotiales, Aspergillaceae. The coding region runs from base 1 to 246 and encodes 81 amino acids. The record is from RefSeq and is a predicted model, not a curated record. The transcript is spliced from 2 exons.
AUGACAAAUGGCUCUUCCACUGCCAAUGGAGGAAAGGGCCCCGUAGUUAUGGGAGUAACAUGGGCGGAAAUGGGACUCGCAUUGAUUUUAAUCGUCCUUCGAGCCAAGACAGCGUCGAUUUCUCCGUCGCGACAAUUAUCUUCAGGCUUGUUUGGUCUGCGAUGGGACUUUGUCUGGGUGAUGAUUGCUUUUGAUUGUGCAAACAAACUUAUGGAGCUGGAUUGCCCAAGUGAUAGCGAUACUUGA